Messenger RNA from Procambarus clarkii (red swamp crayfish), 585 nucleotides. The record is from RefSeq and is a predicted model, not a curated record. Lineage: Eukaryota; Metazoa; Arthropoda; Malacostraca; Decapoda; Cambaridae.
AUGCAACGUUCUAUUAGGAGGACGGAUUGCCUCAGUAAGUCUCAGUCUCAGUGUCUCAGUAAGCCUCAGUCUCAGUGCCUCAGUAAGUCUCAGUCUCAGUGUCUCAGUAAGCCUCAGUCUCAGUGCCUCAGUAAGCCUCAGUCUCAGUGCCUCAGUAAGCCUCAGUCUCAGUGUCUCAGUAAGCCUCAGUCUCAGUGCCUCAGUAAGCCUCAGUCUCAGUGCCUCAGUAAGUCUCAGUGCCUCAGUAAGCCUCAGUCUCAGUGCCUCAGUAAGCCUCAGUCUCAGUGCCUCAGUAAGUCUCAGUCUCAGUGUCUCAGUAAGCCUCAGUCUCAGUGCCUCAGUAAGCCUCAGUCUCAGUGCCUCAGUAAGUCUCAGUCUCAGUGCCUCAGUAAGCCUCAGUCUCAGUGCCUCAGUAAGUCUCAGUCACAGUGUCUCAGUAAGCCUCAGUCUCAGUGCCUCAGUAAGUCUCAGUCUCAGUGCCUCAGUAAGCCUCAGUGCCUCAGUAAGCCUCAGUCUCAGUGCCUCAGUAAGCCUCAGUCUCAGUGCCUCAGUAAGCCUCAGUCUCAGUGCCUCAGUAAGCCUUAG